Gavialis gangeticus (Gharial) is the source of this 4617-nucleotide messenger RNA. RefSeq names its product integrin subunit beta 6 (gene ITGB6). The coding region runs from base 89 to 2473 and encodes 794 amino acids. Gene Ontology annotation, biological process: integrin-mediated signaling pathway; cell migration; cell-matrix adhesion. The record is from RefSeq and is a predicted model, not a curated record. Gene Ontology annotation, molecular function: integrin binding. The transcript is spliced from 16 exons. Lineage: Eukaryota; Metazoa; Chordata; Crocodylia; Gavialidae. Gene Ontology annotation, cellular component: focal adhesion; cell surface; integrin alphav-beta6 complex.
AAGAACAGUGUUAAGCUCCAUAACCAUGUUGAAGUUGCUUUUAUGCUCAGCCUGCCUUCUUCACCUAUCCAGCCAGAACUGAAAACGAAUGGGGAUUGAAUUGCUUUGCCUGUUCUUUCUAUUUCUGCAAAGAACUAACAAUGUACAAGGAAGUUGUACUCUGGAGAGUGUGGUGACUUGUGAAGAUUGUUUGCUUUGUGGACCCCACUUUGCUUGGUGUUCUCAAGAGAAUUAUACUGACUCCUCUGGGAUUGCUGGAAGGUGUGAUAGUCCAGAAAAUCUUCUGUCAAAAGGAUGUCAGUUGAAUUUCAUUGAAUUUCCCAUUUCUAAAGUAGAAAUUCAUAGAAACAAGCCUCUUAGUGUAGGAAUCCAGAAAAAUAACUCUGACAUCACACAGAUUUCUCCUCAAAAGUUAACCCUUAGAUUGCGACCAGGACAUGAAGAAACAAUGCAGAUCAAAGUUCGCCAAACUGAAGAUUAUCCAGUUGAUCUCUAUUACCUCAUGGACCUUUCAGCUUCCAUGGACGAUGAUUUGAACACUAUAAAGGAAUUAGGUUCAACCCUUUCCAAAGAAAUGUCAAAACUGACAAGUAACUUCAGACUGGGCUUUGGGUCUUUUGUUGAAAAACCAGUUUCACCAUUCAUCAAAGCCACUACUGAAGAAAUAAAAAAUCCUUGCAGGAGUGUUCCACGUGAUUGUUUACCCACCUUCGGAUACAAACAUGUUUUGCCAUUAACAAGUAAUACUCAAAGAUUCAAUGAAAUUGUGAAAGAACAGAAAAUCUCUGCUAAUAUAGAUGCUCCAGAGGGAGGUUUUGAUGCAGUUAUGCAGGCAGCUGUUUGCAAGGAGCAAAUUGGGUGGAGGAAUGACUCUCUACAUCUACUAGUUUUUGUGAGUGAUGCUGAUUCCCAUUUUGGAAUGGACAGUAAACUGGCUGGAAUUGUUAUUCCAAAUGAUGGAAAUUGUCACUUGGACCACAACAACGAAUACUCCAUGUCAACAGUUUUGGAGUAUCCAACAAUUGGACAGCUUAUAGACAAGCUUGUCCAAAACAAUGUCUUAUUAGUUUUUGCUGUAACCAAGGACCAAGUUCCCUUAUAUGAGAACUAUGCAAACCUUAUUCCUGGAGCUACUGUUGGACAACUUAAGGAAGAUUCUGGCAAUAUUCUCCAGUUGAUCAUUGGUGCAUAUAAGGAGCUACGAUCUGAAGUGGAGCUGGAGGCAUUUGGUGACACAGAAGGACUCAAUCUCUCUUUUACAGCUCUCUGUAACAAUGGUACAACUUUUUCAAACCAGAGGAAAUGUUCUCAUAUAAAAGUAGGAGAUACAGUCUCCUUCAAUAUGACUGUGAGUCUACCUACCUGCGAAAAAAAUAGGAGACAUAUUGUAAUAAAGCCGGUGGGUCUGAGUGAUGCCUUGGAAAUUGAUAUUCAGCCAGAAUGCAGCUGUAACUGUCAGAAGGAGGCUGAGAUGAACAGUUCCAAAUGCAGUGAAGGGAAGGGUUCUUAUGAGUGUGGGAUGUGCAUCUGCAACCCUGGCUACAUAGGUCCUCGCUGUGAAUGUGAUGAAAACUCCCUGAGCACAAGCUUGUGCAAAGGCUCUCCAGAGCAAGCCUCCUGUAGCGGGAGAGGUGACUGCUUCUGCGGGCAGUGUAUGUGUCACCUCUCAAUGUAUGGAAAUAUUUAUGGGCCAUACUGUGAAUGUGAUGAUUUCUCUUGUGUGAGAUUUAGAGGACUGCAAUGUGGAGGCAAUGGUGACUGUGACUGUGGUGAAUGUAGAUGCCACAGUGGAUGGACUGGUGAAUACUGUAACUGCACAACUAACACUGACUCCUGUGUUUCUGAGGAUGGUAUUCUGUGCAGUGGAAGAGGUGAAUGUAGUUGUGGAACAUGUGUUUGCACACAUCCUGGGGCCUCUGGUAACACAUGUGACAAGUGUCCUAUGUGUGGUGACCUUUGCAGUUCCAAACGGAUCUGCGUUGAAUGUUAUUUGGCUUCUGAUGAACAGUUACAAGGAGAAUGUAGUGAAAAAUGUAAAUUGGUUGAUGCAACUGUCAGUACUGCAGAAGAGUUCUCAAAGGAUAAAUCCAUUCCCUGUGCUAUACAAGGUGAAAAUGAAUGUGUUACUACAUUUCUAAUGACCAUGGAUGAACAGGGAAAGACAAUCAUUCAUAGCAUAAAGCAGAAAGAUUGCCCACAACCUCCAAAUAUUCCCAUGAUAAUGUUGGGUGUUUCCCUAGCUAUCCUUCUAAUUGGCAUUGUUCUACUUUGUAUAUGGAAACUGCUAGUGUCAUUUCAAGACCGAAAAGAGGUUGCCAAGUUUGAAGAAGAAAGAUCAAAGGCCAAAUGGCAAACGGGAACAAAUCCACUGUACAGAGGCUCAACAACAACAUUUAAAAAUGUAACCUACAAGCAGCAAGAAAAGCAAAAAGUGGAUGUUGCUGCAGAUUUCUCCUCACACUUCAGACACUGAAAGAUUAGUUUUACUGACAGUAAAUACGCAAGCACUAUUUCAUUUUUAUUUCAUUGUUCCUGAUUGUAUGGACAUUUCUUAGCAAUGCAUUCAUAGUUACAUAGUAAUUCAGCUGAGGAAAGUGUAUUCUGCCAUCAUUGGGGAUACUUUUGUAAUUGCUAUAGUGAUAAAAAUUAAAAAGACAAAUAUAAAGACAUAUUUUUAACAUUAGGGUCAAAAAUAAAUCUUUAAUAAAUGCACUAAGGUCUGUAAUUUGCUCCACAAGAAACAGGAUAAAAACAAUCACUCUUAGUAAGCUGAUUUUUCUGUGAGUCUAACUUCUUUUUAUGAUGAAUUUUAUUCCAUUAUGUCCACUGUAUCAAUACUACAUAUAUAUGGUACAUACAGUCUGUCCACUCUGUUGGCUUCCAUACAAUGAAAGACUGGAAUUUAUAAAUGAUAGGAUUAUAAUGCCCAUUUUAGCUAUGGGUCUGGAGUUCUUGAUACCAGACUGUGGGACUGAAUUUUUUUCACCAGAAACAACUGGAUUGAUAGGCUAGUUUACAUAAAUCCAAAUUUAAAAAAAGUUUCCUCAUCCUCUUUGACUUUUCCUCUUUCUUUGCCUCUUCCUCUUCCCUCACAUUAGGUACUUCUACCAUUUAUAACCUACUUAGGCACUCAAAAUAAGCCUAUAUAGUGUAUAAGCCUACCUGUAAACCCUCAGCACACAAGAGAAUCCCAACACAGAUGCGGCACAGAUGUGGUGUCAUGCCCACAGGUAUAAGUACUGUGAUAGUCCUACCUCAGAAGAUAAGAUAUUUCAGCCCCAUAGUGGCCUAGUAUUUUAGCUUACUAUUUGAGUUGUUCCAGUGCAAGAUCAUGGAUUUAGCUCAUUUUGGCAGUUUUAGGAUAAGUGCCUAAUAAUUAUUAAUCCCACUUGAUAUUCACUUCAGUGACAUUAAUGAGGAUUUUAAAAACUCAGCUUAAACUACAGUUAUUAACUACUUGCCAUAAAUCCUUAGUCAGAAAUGCUGAUGGUAUACACAGUGCUAAAAAAAGGCUGAUCUGAUGGCUUAUAAAAUGAGUCAAGAUUUUUUGUUUAACUAAAAUUGCUGUAUUUACCUUGAUAUUGAUUUCCACUGAAAAUGAUUACCUUCUGGAAUCCACAGCACUUUCAGAAUGCUGAUUAAUUUUACAACAGAUAUGUAUUCGAUCUGAAAACAUAUAUUCAAAAAAGCCUUCUAAUAUACUGAACAGCUGUGCAGGUUCCCUAAGGUAUAUCAAGCUUUUGGUUGCAGACUGAUCAUUUUCAAAUAAGUAUUUAUUCCUAAAGAUGGAGCAAAUUCAGUCUUCUUCACCUGUUGCUGCACUAGGAUGGAGUAAGAGUACUAUCUCAGAUAGCUGUGACCCAAACCUCUUUUAGGAGCUGAGCCGAAGUUCAUGGAAGUCAGUUAGUAUGGAUGAGGCUCUGAGUAAAAUAUUUAUUUAUAAACUUAUACAUAUGUAAUAUAAAAAAGGAGUGCUGUUGAGGUUGUUUCAAUUUGAAUUUCAUAACUCUUUGUCAGCAGCUUUGAUCAAGUUGAUCUGAUCAAAUUGUUCUACUUUAGUACCUAGACUUUAGACAAAAUAGUGUUUUAGAAGAGUGUGACUUUGAAGAUUGCAGCACGUAUACUUUACUCCAGUUGUUAAAAUCCCCAUUCCUUCCCCCUCAAAUAAUUACAAGGAAACUAUUGGUAAUGACUUACAGACCUCUUUCUGUGUGAUUAAACAGGCUGGUUAACAUUGUGCAACACUGGACUAGGCUCUGCAAUAGAUAAUUGUGUAAGAAUUAUCACAUAGUUAAAAUAAAAUGCCUGUGGAAUGAAGAUGAGAUAAUAUAACUAUUUAAAAAAUCUAAAAUGACUGCAGAGUAAACAUGUAAAUUCAGUUACUGAAACUAGAAAGUUAAUUAACUAUGUGUACUCUUCCAUACUUUUACGCACAUUGUAGUAGUAUGGGUCUACAGACCUUCCAGUCAUUUAACUGCUCUCAUGGUCAGGGGAAUUCACACAGAAUACCAAAUCCUACUUUCUUAACCAUGUAAAUACUUCCAAUAGGCACAUCUACACAUUUGCUCUAAUGUUCAUUAACCUAUUUUAACAUGCAUUAAAAUGUCUCUAAAAACC